AUGAAUGCUUUUUUUGCAGUAACAAAAGCUGUGAACAUUUCGUCAACUACACAAGCAACAGUAUUGCAAAUGGCAAAAACUGCAGUCAAGCCCACCAAUGAAUCCAUCACGAGAAACUCCACAUCUUCUGCACCUAAUACUACUACACCACAAAUAAUACGAAGUACAGCACAACCACCAGUAAAUGUGACCACUACAGCAACAGAUAAAAGUGGCAGCACAAACAACACUACACAAGCAAGUGGAACACAAUUGGCACAAAAUGGGAGUUUGGUUGCUUCAUCUGCUUCAUCCGCUUCAUCUGCUUCAUCUGCUUCAUCUACUAAGGCAUCGUCUUUUUCUUCUACAACCUCACUACAAAAAACCACUUCUGCUCCUGGAACUUCAGCUUCUGACAGUUCUGAAAACAAGAAUGUGCCAGAGAGCGCUAUCCACUAUUCUAGCGUUAUCUUGCCAAUUGUCAUCACCUUGAUAGUCAUUACCCUUUCUGUCUUCUCACUCGUGGCUUUGUACAGAAUGUGCCAGAAGAAAACUCCAGAGAGACAAGAGAACGGCACUGAACAGGUCCAAUCAGAUAAAGAAGGAGUCAAACUUCUUUCUGUGAAGACAACUUCUGCUGAGACUG
Messenger RNA from Eurypyga helias (sunbittern), 625 nucleotides. It is a transcript of the gene EMCN, whose product is annotated as endomucin. The record is from RefSeq and is a predicted model, not a curated record. The annotation marks the transcript as partial. Lineage: Eukaryota; Metazoa; Chordata; Aves; Eurypygiformes; Eurypygidae. The transcript is spliced from 7 exons.